Molecule: messenger RNA, 5437 nt
Organism: Phlebotomus argentipes
Lineage: Eukaryota; Metazoa; Arthropoda; Insecta; Diptera; Psychodidae
Gene: wnd
Product: mitogen-activated protein kinase kinase kinase 13-A
Exons: 6
Coding region: 222-2819 (865 amino acids)
Biological process (GO): protein phosphorylation
Molecular function (GO): JUN kinase kinase kinase activity; ATP binding
Source: RefSeq, a predicted model, not a curated record
UUUCCGCGAACCACCCCAAAAUGAGCACAUUCGAGUCGAGAGGGUGGCACAAGUGCAAGUGAACAGUCUGUGUUUGUAGUGAAAUAUACCAUUUUCUUCGCGCGAAGAAGAGCAAAUUGGCCCAAGAAAUAUAGUGCAAAGAAUGUCGCGAGAGUCGCAGAGUGUGAUCACAAGUCAUUGCGGUGCAAUUGUGACGAGAGAGUGGUGAAAAUGUGUGAAUAAUGCACCCGCUGACGGGCAGAAUGACAGCGUCUUCGGAAUCCUGCAACGGCGACUUCCCCAAAAUGGAGGAGGCUCCCACAAAGGACAGCCUCAACAUUCGUGAGGACACGCAGCGCCAGGAAAAUCACUCGAGAAGGAUGAUGUGCAUCCAGGAGGAGCUGGGCCAGAUGGGCAUCACGGACCAGAACGACCUGCCCUACAAGCCGGGCCUGGAGCACGACACGACUGUGGGCGGCUGUGGCGGCAUGGGCGGCAGCAGGAGUCCCUGGAUGCCGGGCGGGAGCGGCUUCGGCGGGAAGCCCAUCGGCUGGAUGGACGGCUUCCUGGGCUGCAUGCGGCCGGUGCUGUCGCUCAUCGGUAAGGCCACGGUGGACAUGAAGGGCAAGCAGACGGAGGAGUGGGAAAUCCCCUUCGAGGACAUCAGCGACCUGGAGUUCCUGGGCUCCGGCGCCCAAGGAUCCGUGUUCAGCGGCAAGUGGCGAAACGAGAUUGUCGCCGUGAAGAAGGUGCACGACAUCCUCGAUACGGACAUCAAGCAUUUGAGAAAGCUCGACCAUGAGAACAUCAUCAAAUUCAAGGGAGUUUGCACGUCGGCGCCAGCGUACUGUAUUAUAAUGGAGUUUUGCCCGUACGGAACGCUGCAGAACAUACUGAAGGACGAGGAAGUCGUCCCGCCGGCCAGACUCGUUUCGUGGGCCAAGCAAAUCGCGCUCGGCAUGCAAUAUCUGCACUCGCACAAAAUAAUCCACAGAGACCUGAAGAGUCCCAACAUUCUCAUUGGUGACAACGAAGUGGUGAAGAUCAGCGACUUCGGCACGUGUCGAGAGUGGAAUGAGAUCAGUACAAAGAUGAGCUUCGCCGGAACGGUGGCCUGGAUGGCGCCGGAGGUGAUCAAGAGCGAGCCGUGCUCAGAGAAAGUGGACAUCUGGUCGUACGGAAUCGUGCUGUGGGAGCUGCUGACCUGCGAGAUUCCCUACAAGGAUGUGGACUCGUCGGCCAUCAUCUGGGGCGUCGGCAGCAACCAGCUGCACCUGCCCAUUCCCGAGACCUGUCCGGAGGGCUUCGGCCUGCUGCUGAAGCAGUGCUGGUGCCUGAAGCCGCGCAAUCGGCCCUCCUUCCGCAUCAUCCUCACACACCUCGAGAUCGCCGGCAAUGAACUGAUGAAGCAGAGCGACGAGGAGUACUUCAAGUCGCAACAGAAGUGGCGCCAGGAGAUCCAGACGCACAUGAUUGCCAACAGUGCGAACGCGCAGAAGUUCGAGCAGGACCUGAUUAAGAAGCGUGAGGAGGAGCUGCGGCACAUCCAGGCCAUCCGGAUGGUGUACGAGCGGCGGCUGGACAAGACCAACAGGAUGUUCCAGGAGGUCAACAUGAUCAUGCAUAAUCUGGCACAUCGCGAGCGCCAACUGCACGAGCGCGAGAAGACGCUGAGUGGGUGCAAGAAGAAGGUCGGGAAUCCACUAAGGAAGGUGCACGAUAAGUUCUCGCGCAAGAAGUUCAUGAGUCUUUGUCCCACGGAUGCGCCCUAUGAUCACACGAGUCCGGUGCGGGCGAAUCUGUACACGCAGCUGGAUGGCGCGAACCAGCCAAAGUCCGUGGCUGUGAUGCCCAACAAGUCGCACAAGAAGAUGCGCCACCGCCGCGUGGGAUCCGGCACGAUUGCGUCGCCCAAGUCCAGUCCCAACCGCGACCGGCGGUACCAGAGCGAGCCGGACACACGGUUCGUGCGCCUGGUGGACACGGAGACGCAGACAGACGCGAUGGACAUCAGCGAGACGGAUGGCAGCCCCAGUCCCUUCUUGUCUAUGCGCGAGGAGCUGCAGCGGCCGCGGCAUGUGGCCGCCGUGGCUCCGCUGCAGGCGGCCAAGGGCGAGCUCACCAGUCCCAAUGGGAACUCCAUGAGCACAAGUGAUAUCACGUACCAGGACGCGUGCUCGAGUCCCGAUCUCCUGGACGACGCGAUGAACAGCAACGAGCGCCUGGAGAUCCGCGAGUGCAGCGACGACGACCACCUGGAGAUGCUGGGCAGGAAGGUGACGCAGCUGAUCACGGGCGAGAACGGCAACCUGAAUGCGUUCAUCGAGAAGCGGGGCUUCAUCAGCGUGUCCUCGGACAGCGGCGAGGUGACGGUGUUCAGGCCGAAGGCGGCCGGCGCCAAGGAUCUCAACAACGGCGACUCACGCGACGAACGCAGCAACGACAGCUGGACUGAUGAGGAGGGCGAGGAGCCGUCCGACUACAAUUAUUCACUGCGCAGGAAGAGUGUGGCGCGUCUGCCGAUAAGAAUCGGGCUGAGAUCUCGUCGCUACAAGUAUCCCACGCUGAGUCCCACCGCCGCGGUGACGGUGAACCCCAUCAGCGUCCCCACCGCCAUCUCGGACGAGGGAAACACCUCCGAGUGCACGCCGCCGCCGUCGAGUCAGCACUCGACGCUGGACAGCAACGCUGAGGCGCCCAAGGCGGCGCCCCGGGGUGUCAAGCGCGAGCUCAAGGCGCGCAGCAGAAGCAGCAGCAGCAGCUCCUGCUCCUCCGACAGCGAAUCCGACGCCGACGAGGCCGAGCGCGUGGUGAGGAUCGCGCAGGCGACGCAAGUGUAGAGCGCUUCGCAUGCUUCAGCAAAAUCUUGUGUGUUCAGGCAACUCGCGAAUGACUGAUGAAAAUCUCUCCCCUUAUGGAAAUAUAUAGCUAAACGGGUUUAGCUUCAAUCUCCUCCACUAAAACUUUACAAUAUUGUCCUAACGCGAAUGCUGUGCAAUUUGACACUCUUUUCCCCUCCCCUUCUUUUGCACUCUUCAUCCCGUGAGAAGGAAUGACUUCUCUUCCCAAAAAAAAUGUAAAUUAAUUUAUAAAUGUGCCCUUCUCCAGAACUCUGUCCCUUCUUCGUAUCCCUCCAAGAAAAAGAAAAAAAGUGUAUAGAACGAGUUUAGAAGAGAGUAACAUAAGCGUAAAUUUAAGAUUACUAGAGUAAAUAUUAUUCCUAACAUAACAAUUAUAAAAAUUCUCCAAAAUGAAAAGAGAUUCGUGUAAAGAAAUUAAAUUCCUAGUUUUUUUUCUCCUUUUUCUAAGAGAGGAUAAUCUUCUAAUCUGUGCUUUCAGGAAACAUUUAAGGAUAACAAAAAAAAGUACCAGUGCCAUGCAAAAAUAAAGAAAAUAUAGAUAAAAUAUGUUGAGGAAAAAAAAGAGAGAAAGAUUUUGGGAAGAAAUAUGGUUUAGUGUAAAUUAUUUGGCCUAUAAAAAAUAUUUAAUUAAAUUCGACACAGUAACAAAUUGCAGAGAAACAAAAAAAAAGUAUUCAGACAACAAAAUAGUGAAGAAGAACUUUUGAAAAAAAACGGAACGUGCCUAUAAAAUAUUUCAAUUGACAAAAGAGACAUAGCAAGAUUUGUAACAAUGGUAGAAAGAAUGCCUCCUCUCUGUUGUACCUGUGUUAAAAUAGAUUUUUUCAGAAGGCAAGCAUUAAGACAAGACGAGAGAAGAGAGUAAGAAUAGGAAAAAAACACACACAUAGAAAUUACUAAAAUAUAAGACAUAAAAUGCAAAUGUCCAAUGAAAUUAUACAUUUUUGUCGUCACUAACUCAAUAUUUAGUUGAUAAGUAAAAGUGAGAAGAAGAAAAAAACAAACUACCUAUAGUACUUAGAUGUAAUUUUAAGUAAAACCAUGAAACUCUAUUUAAGACGUAGCAAAAGAAAAGAGAGAGAGAGAUGAUUAAAGUGAGAUACAUAAUAAAUUUAUGAGAUUCUAAUAAUCUUGCAGUAUUCUUUCAGGGCGCGAAGUGAGGGGAAAAUGUCUGAUGUUAUUGCGUGGUUGUAUUUUCUUUCCUUGAAAAGCAGACAAUUGUGAGGGAAAACAAUGUAAAAUGAUAUUAUUCUGCUAUUUUUCACUGCUAAAUUCUAAGAAGGUUUCAGGAAUAUGAGCAACAAAACCCGGUUGAGUGUGCAAUUCGCAAAUUUCAUAUACAAAUUUAUCCAGAAAAUUAGACUGUCUUAACUAAUCUUGUUCUAAUAAAACAACUACUAAUCACUAGACUACCAAAAAAGAAAAAAAUACUUGAGAAAAUACCUCUAAUUCGGAGUGUUGCAAAUUCAAUAUCUUUGCUUAUUGCUGCGAAUACGAGCAAUAAUGCGUGAUUUUGGGCGACUCAAGAGAGCAAAAUUGCUCGUUAAAAUCGACAUAAUUGAAUCUGACUGACUUUUCCACGCGUGUCUCCAAAUUUUACACUUCAGUGCAUAUUUACUACUCAGAAUAUCAUCUUUACAACUGGUUUUAUGCCUCUCACGAGAUCUGCCCUGAAGCCCCAGAAGUACGGAUAAAUGACACACAGAGUGAACAAAGCGAAUUUGUAUGAAAAGAAGCUCAUUUUGUAUUACAAAAGUCGAUUGCAAUUUUUACCUUUUGCAUACUUUAUUUGACUCACUUUCCAAUUUUUUUUUCAGCAAAAGCAGAGUAAUUGAGAGCUAAUUAUCAUCUUUCACGAUAUGAUUUAUAGAAAGCUAUUCUGAAAGUAACACAAAUGUGAUUUUCUGAAUUUUCAAUCUCAAUUUGAUUGCCAUUAUGAUAAUUUGGUUCCAAACUUAUGGAUUAAUCUAUGUAGAAGAUAGAGAAGAAAUCAGAUAGAGAAAAUAGUCUUCAGGGUUUUUUUUUAGGAGAACAUUUGAGUAAACUUUAAUAAAUUAUUGAUUGCUCACAACAUUCUCUAUCUACAGUCGAUUCUGGGAUAUGAAAAAAACAGCUUUAAAGGUGUGGGAAAACUAUUCAAUGGUGUUAUUUUUCUCCCUCAAAUUCUAUUGUCUUGAUUUUUAACACCAUUCCAAACGAUUCGCAGCAAAAUCUGUAAUUAGACUUAUGCAAAAUUCCAACACAAGGUUUCUAUUGCCGUAUUGAGAGCAACCUUUGCAAGUGUUGAAUUUGGACAACACACAAUUUACGAGGAAAAGUCAGGCAGGACAUAAAGGAAAAGCAGCAGCAAAUCGAAAGCGAGUAUUGAUUCAGCCGGGUUGCCUCAUUUCUCCUCCUCAAUUCAAUCUAGGGCUCAAUUUCAGUUGUGCUGAAAGAGUGUUUGAAAAGAUCAUUUUUUCAAUUUAUUCUUCCAACUUUAUUUUCCAUAGUUUCUAAAUACAUAAAUUAUUGGCUAGAUAUAUUUUUCCACGUUGUGAAAUAGAAAAUAGACAUGAAAGUGAAUUGCAUACAAGUAAAAUGUAAUUUUUAAAAUAACA